Triticum turgidum subsp. durum (durum wheat) is the source of this 456-nucleotide messenger RNA. NCBI's taxonomy places the organism in Eukaryota, Viridiplantae, Streptophyta, Magnoliopsida, Poales, Poaceae. The record is from the annotation of a GenBank genome assembly.
AUGAUGAGUGCCAAGAACCUCUCUCGGAUUGCCAAGAAGUGGCAGAGGGUGGCGGCUAUCAGGAGGAAGAGGCUCACCUGGUCGUUAUCAACGUCCACAGAAGAAGCCGGAGGGUCAUGCGGCAUGUCAUGCUCGUCGGUGGCCAGUAAGGGCCACUGCAUCAUGUACACUGCCGACGGCGUGAGGUUCGAAGUGCCGCUUGCGUUCCUUGGCACAACCGUCUUCAGUGAGCUCUUAAGGAUAUCCCAAGAGGAGUUCGGCUUCGCAGGCGUUGAUGGUGACAGAAUCACGCUUCCCUGCGAUGCAUCGGUGAUGGAGUACGCCAUGUGGUUGCUCAGGAGAAGCGCCUCCGCAGAGACGGAGGCCGCGUUCCUCAAUACCAUGGCGAUGCCAUGCCAUUAUCAUGUGGUGCCACAUCUGGAAGUUAGCCAGCAUUUCGGUGUCUGCAGCUCCUGA